Molecule: messenger RNA, 2581 nt
Organism: Pelobates fuscus (common spadefoot toad)
Lineage: Eukaryota; Metazoa; Chordata; Amphibia; Anura; Pelobatidae
Product: glyoxal reductase-like
Exons: 8
Coding region: 108-962 (284 amino acids)
Molecular function (GO): oxidoreductase activity
Source: RefSeq, a predicted model, not a curated record
UCUGGGCAUAGUUUACUUUUUGUGAGCUCUCUUCCCCGUUCUUGGGGGUCUUUCUUUCUUUCUUUGCGCUUUAAGUUAAAUGGGUCGGAAGUUCUUGAGAAGAGAACAUGGAUAAAGCAAAAUUUCCUACUGUGACCCUGGCAAGUGGGCAGCACAUCCCCAUUCUGGGCUUGGGGAUGUCACAUCACGGAGGAUAUUCCCAUAAUGCACUACUCUAUGGUCUAAGAAACUGUGGCAUCCGCCACAUUGACACAGCCAAGAGAUAUGGCAAUGAAGCGUUUGUUGGAAAAGCUAUUGCUGAAAGUGGUGUGAAUAGAGAGGAGCUCUGGAUUACCACCAAACUAUGGCCAGGAGACUAUGGGUAUCAAAAUACAAUACAAGCAUGUCUAGGCUCAUGUGAAAGGCUUGGACUAGAAUAUUUAGAUCUUUAUUUAAUGCACUGGCCUGAUGCCCAUGUACCAGGUAAGACUGCACGAGAGAUCCGAGCAGAGACUUGGCAGGCAAUGGAGGAUCUGUACAGACGAGGAAUCUGCCGUUCUAUUGGGGUUAGCAAUUUUCUUAUCCACCACUUGGAGCAGCUGAAGGAAGACUGCAGCCUGGUUCCCCAUCUUAACCAGGUGGAAUUCCACCCAUUUCAGAGGCCUCACAAGCUGCUGGAUUACUGCAGGAGAAAUAAUAUUGUUUUGGGGGGUUAUUGUCCUUUAGCUAAGGGGCAAGCUCUUACCCAUCCUGUGGUGUUGCAACUCGCAAACCGAUAUGAAAGGACUCCAGCUCAAAUUUGUAUUCGCUGGAGCAUCCAGAACGGUGUCGUUACAAUUCCAAAGUCAACGAAAGAAGACAGAAUCCGGGAAAAUUGCGAGGUAUUUGACUUCCACUUGGAACAGAAAGACAUGGAAUGUAUAUCUUCUCUGCAUAGUAACCGAAAACUUAUCCAUCUGACAUAUCCUUUGUGGAGAGGGUGAAUGAAGACACAACUGGAAAACUUGUUCAGAAUGGAUACUUUCACUGGAAAACAGUUCAAUGGUGCACUUUACUGCAAGGCUACUGGACAGCACAAAAGUUAAAGUGACACGUGGACCCUUGAGAACCUGUUGCUUUAUCAAUCAUGCAUUUCUUCACUGGUAGAUUUAUUAAUUGAAUUGGGAAUUGUGGAAGGUUGACAAACAAGGUUAUUUAGUAAAGUGAGAAUUGUUGAGACUUCAAAGUGAAAUGGAAAAAUUAAAAGUCAACUAUGCUCUGAGUGUGGCUACUUUGGCCUCAAUUUUGAAAUUUACCUUACAUUUCCUAAAAGUCUCCCUUUAGUAAAUAACCCUGAAACUUAAAGCCAAAAUAGCUGAGCAAGAAAAAUAACAAAGUUGAGUUUUAUUUCCAGUUUAGCUAAUUUUACUCAAAGGGACACUCCAUGGUUAAAACGCAUACUCUGUUUUAAUCUUUGAAGUGUUCCUUUGCUCUCUUGGUGUGCUCAGCCCUGUCCAGAGUAGACGGUCCUACGUCCCUUUUUGGUGAAAAUUAGUGCAAAAACAGCGAUUGUUGCAAAUGCGCCGAUCACCCAGUAGAAAAUUGACUAUUGCUACCCUAUGGAAGUUGCUACAUUUUGCUUAAACAAUCAUUCAAGUGCAUUGAACCAAGGAGCUUCAUUGCAGUCAGCUUGAUAUCUAUGGGGUGUUCCCAAAUUUCCCUUAAUCUAUUCAUAAAAGUGCCAAUUUCUCCUGAAUCACCACAAGCAAGCUGAAGUACUUUAGGGAUUUGGAGUGUCCCUAAAAAAUUACUAAGCAAUAUCAGUAAGUAACAUAAUAUGUCAGUAAUAUGUCCUUUAUUGCAAUGCAAUGACAGGGAAAGUGUUACUUCCCAUGAUUGGUAAUAUUAUGUUUAUUUUUUAAAUUUAAAGGGACACUAUAGUCACCCAGACCACUUUAUCUCAUCUGAAAUGGCCUGGGUGCAGAGUCCCUCUCUCCUUAACCCUGCAAUGUAAAACCUAGACUGGACUGAACUAGAUUGUGAAAUAAUUUUUCUAAAUAUAUAAUAUACAUUUAAAAGUGAACUACAAACAUCACAUUGAAAUAAAAGUUAAUACAAGUUAUUGUGAUUUUCACUGUUUCAUUCAAUUGUGUAAUUUCCAGAGAAAUGCCAGUUCCCCUUUACGUUGUGUAGAUUGGUGUUGAUUUUGUUCUUUCCAAUCUCUGUCCCCACAACUGCACCUCAUUUAUUAUACUUGUGCCUUGUAAGUUGAUAAUGGAGACAUUUGUGUGGAAUGUAAAAUGUAACGAUUUAGGACAAAUUAUGUUUACAAGUCAUACUGUUUGAUAUUUGGCUUUGUCUCUUAUUUAGCUGUUCUGUAAGAAAACAUCCUAUUUUUUUGAUGUGUUGACACUUAAAGAGUUUCAUGUCACUUUGUUUUUCUGUUUCCUGCAAAGAAAUCCUUGCACGCAACACAUAAGACGAUGGCCUUCAAUUCAUAUAAUUUAGGGGUUUUAUUUUCUAAACUACGCUUAAGAAAGAUUUAAGAAGGAAGUUCAAGUUAAAAUAAUAAAAGUGAGGCUAUUUUCAAACUGGGCUCUAUUGGCCUAUGCAAAUCACUCUA